Messenger RNA from Porites evermanni, 17225 nucleotides. The record is from the annotation of a GenBank genome assembly. NCBI's taxonomy places the organism in Eukaryota, Metazoa, Cnidaria, Anthozoa, Scleractinia, Poritidae.
AUGUCAAACCUAUGCUGCCGAUAUUUGGAGUCAGAUUCGCAGUCUGGAACUCGCGCUUUCCAGCGUUUUGCUUGUGGAGUUGGUCACAUGAUAAAUGACAUAGUGCGUCAGUUACUCAUCUCAUUUCGUUUGGUUGUCUUUAUACAAGUGUUUGGCCUUUCUGCGGCUAAUGCAGGCUGGUUGGUAUUGUAUAAUCUUAUCGGCGUCGCUGCAGCUUCAGUAAUCAACGCGUUCUUGAUUGACAACGUCAAAAUUCCAUUUUUGUCCCCGAAGCUUGGAAGAAGGAAGUCUUGGCAUUUAAUUGGUACCGUGAUUUCAACAUUGGUUGUCCCAUUGUACUUUAGUCCUUGUUUCCUUUGCAAAAGUGAUCGUGGACAAUUGCAAAUGAUGAUAUACUUAGCAGCCCUUACUACACUCUUGUCAUUUUCGUUCAGCUUGGUUGAAAUUGGUCAUCUUUCGAUCAUUCCGGCAAUCGCCAAAGAUCAUAGUGAAGCGGCGGAAUUAAACGCAUGGAGGUAUUUUAAUUUUAGUUUCGAAAAUCAGGGGAAGUGAAGCUUAUUAUAUUAGCAUUUUAAAUCUGAACACUUGUCUCAUGAACAACAUUACCUGAAAUAUUGCGCGCAGUGGAUUUUCAUUGUACGUAAUGUAUAGCGCGCAGACUUGAAGUAUCCUGCGUCGCAGGAGAAACUAGGUCUCCCUGUGCAUUGCCAAGGUUGCCAACCAAAAUUAACGAUGUUGCAUUAUGGUGUCAUAUUCUUUAAAUGAACUUAACCAACAAUGAGUAAAACUGUAAGAAAAGGAAAGGAAAAAAAAAGAAAAACUGUAAGAAUCUGGUAGCUGUAAGGAAAAAUUAAAAAAAAUUAAAGGACGUCGUAGCGCAAAUGUCCUUAACUAAUGAUUUUUUUUUUUGCAAUUUUUAUUUCAUGUUUUUAUUUUUAUUUUUGUUUUUGUUUUUGUUUUUGUUUUUUUCUCUCAAAGGACAUUUUUUUCCUUCUUGAGCGGCAUUAUCACCUUUAUUGUUGCCUGGCUAAUAUUUGGACAAGACAGCAAUGACCAUCUCUCGGCGGAGAGCUCUAUGGAUUUUACGGUAAUUAAGAAAGAGUAUAAAGAUUUAACACUGCCGUUACAGGUAAGGCCGAAAUAACACCGUUUCUGUUAGUCUACAGGUUAUGACUAUAAUUUUGACGGGAAUAGGUCUGCUGUUUGCUGUGAUAUUCCACGGUGCAACAAAGGAGCCUUUCGAAGAAAGUGAUGAACACUUUUCGAAAAAGAAGCAGGUAAGCCAGCUUUAAAAGCUAAGAAAAAGUCAGUUCAUUUCAGUAAUACGUCUCUGACUAGAGAAAAGUGCAGUUGCAUUAUCGAAUCUCGGACACCCAGUGCAUUAGGUUUGCAAACGUAACUUUAUUGAGCUUAAGACGGAAUCCAUCCGGAGAUUGAAUAAUUUUAAUUUUCAGAGGACAAACACCUUGUAUCAGAAUAAUUCAAACAUCAUCGCAUCCUUUUCUACAUUUUUCAAGUGCUAUAGAUGUAAUUAGUUAUGUGUAAUAACAACAAAGAAAAUUUCUUUUGGAGCCCAAAAAAAUAAAUGUCAAAUUUCACAAGAAUUGUGAAAAAAAUGUAAAGUUCUGAAAAUUUCGUGUGCAAGUUGUCGUUUGCGAAGUUUGACAUUUAUUUUCUCGGGCUCCCAUAAGAAAUUUUCUUUGGUGUUAUUACAGAUAACUAAUUACAUAUCCCUUGAAAAAUGUAAAAAAGAAUGCAAUAUUCUUUACCAAUUAUUCUGCUACAAGGUUUUUGUCAACUGAAAAUUAAAAUUACUCAGUUUCCUGGUGGAUUCCGUCUUAAACUGGAGAACGGUCAAUUUGGUGCAUGUGGAGACCAUACUACUGACUGAUAUAAGGCCAUACAAAACUGGAGGGCGUGGCUCUAAUCAGAUAGAACAGUGUUAGCCUGCCAGUUGACUGAUGGAAGAAUCAUGUAAAGGCAAAAACUUAAGUCACAUCAAAUCAUUAAAUCCAUUCAUCUUGAGAGAGAAAGCUGAAUUUGCAUCUCAAUACAUUGAAGGGAAACAUGGGAAGAAAAUUAAUUUGACGUUUAUUGUUUUUUUACUCUCCAAAACAGAACAAGACAUCUUUCAUUCCACCGCAUGCUCUUGUAACGGCGAUGACGUUUCAAGGAACAGGUACGCCUUAUAAUCGAACAAAUGAAGCUUCAAGUUAAUCAUUUUUAAACUUCAACACCAUCUGACAUUUAAAUCCUGAAGAGCAAACUACUAGCGCAAGGAAGGAUGUCAUAGCAGAAACCAGUUUGAUAAUUAUAGCUUGUAGGACAAGAUGUUUCAAAGUGUUGUACGAUAUCAGGAGCUGAUUACUCCUGAUGAUAUUUCGACUUUAAUACAAGUCACAUCCAUCUUAGGGGCCCACCAUUUAGGCUUAUAAUCCUUAUAAUGGAUCCAAAAAUCAAAUGGUCUGCCCCCUCAAGCUUCUUUUCCUAGUAACCUCUGUACUCUUUAAUUUAGGGUCAGUAAAUUACAUGUGAUAAGCUGAGUGAACAUUGUCGAGAGGCCUGGUCUGGCUUGUACAUAUUUAGGACUUGCAUGUUGUUGGCAUUUUUUAAAAUAUAUAAACAGCUCGAUCGAUGCCUACUUUGAAAACUUGGUGCCUGCCAAAUUUAACCUCCUUAAACCGUUACCUUAUUUAAUUUUCCUUAGAAUUGUGUCCUCAAGAGCAAAGAAUGCAUGACGCGUUCAUGGAUAGUCUGAAUGCAAAGGGCAAGGAAGAAACAAAGAUAGAAGAGAUAGGACAGGCGAGAAAGCAAAUUUUUCUAAGGCGAUUUGUGGAAGCCCUGUUCUCUUUUAAUGGAAACGAUGACAACAUACCUCGAAAAGAACUAACUUUUGACAACAUCAGCGCGAAGGAAUCAGCGUCCAAGGGUGAGGAGGAAAUGUUAAGAGAGGUCAGAAGGUUGCCCAAUGAACGAAAAAUUAGUGUUCUUAACAGUAUUUUGUGGGGAGUGAUAGGAGUGGACCCUGCGGAAACAGCUGUUGAAAAUAAAGAUGAAGAGUCUAGGAUCUCUAACGAUGUUAACAGCUCUCAAGGAACCAACUACACAGCAUCAGAGAACAAAUUGGGUGUUGCUGAAGUUUCAAAUAAAGGACACAGCAUUCAGCUAGAGCCAUGCAGAAUAGAAACAACAGAACAAAAAAUACAGACUAUCUGUUCAACUUCCUCUAGGCACCACACGUGUGACCUGGAAUCUGCUCCACAAGUCACACCAAAACCUGAGACAACACGAGCCUGGCUUAAAGAUCCACAUCUUUAUAAGGUAAUUUAGGGCUCAAAGAUUUUACCCCAGUUGCUUCAUUAUAGACGUGAACUACUUCUUUUCUUAUUAUCAAUUUUCUUUUUCUGUUUUCAUAGGUGGCCAUCAUCUUCACCUGCACAAUGAAUGUAAUGAGCCUUUCAUAUAGCUAUCUGCCACUGUUUCUCAUUUACAGAGUUCAGUUUCAAAAGGUAACGCAUAGGUACACAAAGAGCUGUUUAGUCGCAUUUAGUGCUUGGAGCAAAGCCUAUGAGAAUCUAAUAUCGAAUAAUUGCCGUAAAACGGCUGUUAUGAAAAAAUAUGAAUUGAAAACUAAAGUAUCACCCCUAAGGAUUCUACUGAACAAAAUUGAGGGCGUUCUAGCGCUAGAAGACCUAAAACCACGUUUUUAAAUUUUCUAUACAUUUGUCUGUAAGAAAGUCCCGGGAAAAAUUACAGACAAAUAUAUGGAAAAUCUAAAGCAAGCGUCCGAAGAACUUAAGCACAGGUACGCCCCCCAAAUUUUUAAGUACAAUCCUUUGCUUUGUAGCUUUAGUUUACAAUUUAUCCUUUUUUUCAGAACAGCCGUUUUAAGGAAAUCAUUCGACAUUCUCAGGCCACUUAAGGCAUGACUACCUAGUAAUUAAAUAUGCAUUUUGGUAAAUGCUAUUUAUUUCAGUGCUCCUGAAAAGUGAACUACAAAUCAGGCUGAACGAAAAAAACACAUGAAACGUGAUUUCAAAUAACACUUGACAUCGCUUCGUCAAUGACGUCACAAAACACGUUUUCCUAAACGGGGGAGGGUUGAAAACCUUAAUCUUAGGAAUUUUCACUACCAAAAUAUUACAUAAACAGUGUAAAUCGUAAAUUCGCCUUGUAUGAUUGGAAAUAUUAUUUAUCCUGUUAGCUAUUUAACUAAUUAAUAAGUCACAUGACCCUUUUCCCUUUAUUUACCGAUUCCUAUAUAACACAAACACACAUACAAGGCGAAUUUAUAAGAACCUUUUUAAUAGCCUCGGAAAUGUACCUAAAAGAACUUGUUGCUCUUUCAUUAUCCUUUCCCCAUUUUAGAGUAAAUAUUUUGGCCGUUAAUUCUCAAUUAUCAUUUACGUGACGUAGAUUUGAGCUUCUAAAAUGCACUCAUAUUGCUAAGGCCAUUACGCUACAUUUGUAGUUCAAUUUUCAGGAUCAUUGAUAGAAGCAAACCGUUCUAAAUAGCAUUUUAUCAAAAUAUGCAUAUUUAAUUAGAUAGUCAUGCCUUAAGUGGCCUGAGAUUAGAUUCUCAUACAAACACUGUUAGUAAUUUCUCACGUUUGCCUACUCGUCAAGAUGGCGUGGAAAACCGUGACAAGGUCUAUUUAUAUGCCUCGUUACUUACUAACGAGCCUCAAUUGGAGAAUGAUUUUUAAAUAAUAAUUGUACAAUAUUGAAUAAUUUGUUUUUCCUUGCGCAGGAAGCCAUUGCUUAUUUUCCACUUAUAAUGUUAAUAAGUGCAGCUGUAUCCUCGGGAAUUUCAAAGAAGCUUGAAGGAGUAGCAGGAUCCAAGGUACUAAUCAUUAAGAAUAUGUAACGUAUGUAAACCAGGUUUCGUUUACCCCCAUUAUAACCUCCAUUGCAUUUAAAUAAAAAAUAUAUAGUGAUUUCGAUUUUGAUUAAACGGCAACAGGGCUAUUAACCCUCAUUUAGUGGUCAUUAAUGGAGUUUCAGAUAUGUGGGAGAGUUGGGGUACAGCUCUAAACUUAACUAUCGAAAGGCGUGAGUACGUGUACAUAGCUGGGAUCCGGAGUUUCUAAACAGCAUCGAGUUCAACUCUCUCAUCACGAUUUCCCGUUGAUAACAAACUCUUUUAGUCCCCUACCAGUCUACGUUUUUCAUUAACCUGGCUUAUUUCUUUUGCCGUUUUUAUGGCAGGAUGAUAAGCAUGAUUUAUUUUAAAUCGACAAUCGCAUUUUCUUAAUCAGCGUUGCUUCACCUUGGCUGCCUUUUUGGUGAUGGGAGCGGACGUGUGGUUUUAUUUCAUCACCAAGUCCAACAGAGUAAUGACCUAUCCGGCCACUGCGUUACUGGGUUUUGGAUUCUCCGCCAUGCUCGUGAAUGCGCUUAGCUUCGCAGCAGAGCUAAUAGGAGAAAACAAAGUAAGCUCAAUAAAAUGUGAUGAUUGAUAUACAGAGUGCUCUUAAUAGUAUAGUACGGGUGAAAUUAAUCAUCUUGUGGUGGAAUCUCAUCAACGGCUUUGAAUAUUUUGGUUUUUGAUUGGUUGAUUAGGCCAUCUAUCUCUUUUUUAUCUUUUUUUUUUUUUAUCAUUCAGCGUCGAAUGCGUUUCCUGAUAUUGGGUCGGUCGGAUUGAAAAAAAAAAAGCUAAAAAAAUCACAAGAAGACUCGGAAUAGGCGGCCCUCAGGUACCCCAGGAUGACGUUAAAAGUUAACAUUUACAUAUUUCGAUUAACAAAAUGCACAAUAUACUGUAAAAAAUGUUCCUUUUUUGUUCCUGGUUUUCUAUAUGCUCUUACAAUGCUCAUUUUUCAGAUUAAAAGAAUUAUUUUAAGCGAAAAAUGGUUUAACGACGUCGUUACCUUUUUUUUCUUUUUAAAAAAUUUGGGUGGGUCUGACGACGCUAAAAGGAGAUAAAAAAGAGGAUGGCCUAUAAAAAAACAAAAAAACUAUUCAUACUAGGUUGAUUCACGCUGUCGUAGAAGGGAGCGCUAACUAGUUUGUGACGUAGAAUCACUGAGCCCUAACUUGAUUAUGCAAGUUGUAUUUCUUGCCUCUUACAUUGUCCAUUCCAACGACCAUUUUUUUUUCUGUUCCAGUUCUCUGAUUCUUUUUGCGGCAUUAAUCAUGAUUAUUUAUUAGUUGUUCUUUUUCCUCCCCCCUCCUCCCCCUGUUCAUUUCCUUUCGGUUUUCCCUAUUACCUGCUACGCAAAUAGUAAGCUUAUACAGAAGAUCGAGACAAGUCAAAGCCCCAGGCAACAAGGCCCAUUAAUCAGGAAAAAAAGCCAAAAGCAGAUCAAAAAUUGAAAACGUCAUGCGGGCCGCGAACCGUUCCAAUUCAUUUCGUCUAACACCUAACGUUGUUUACAUGAGAAAAAGAUGUGGGAGGGGAUCAAGAGGAUAAGAAGGACUCAGGGGGGAGCUGGGAAAACAAUAGAAAGCUUCAGCAGUUUUCUUAGGCAAUGUGAAACCAUUAGGUACUGUGGAAUGGAUACUUUCGUACAGAAUUGCCGUGAUUUAGUUUUGUUCGGGCCUUAACCCGAGGUGUGAGAUCGUCACGAGACUAAACUUGUAAUGAAAUGAAAGCAAAAAAUAAAGCAUCGGUAAAGAUGAGCGCUAUUCUGUUACUAAAAAGGCAUAAUGUCUUACUGAGAUUUUUUUGCUGAUGCACAGGUAAAUUCCUUUCAUUUUAGAGCACUUGUGGCGUUGUAUAUGCUUGUAUGAGUUUGAUGUCCUAUCUAACGAACGGCACAUUGAUGACUGCGAUACAGAAUUUGUUUCCUGAAGGAAGGUAAUUGUUUGUUUAGCUUAAACAACAGUGGUUUCAAGAAAUCAGCUAGCUCUUUACGUGUAGUUUUAGUCCCGGAGGUUGAAAAUCAUAUGAGAGACACACAGCAAGUCCGACACUGACCAGCACAGGCCGACCCAAUGUUGGUAUUCGAAUGUGUCAUUUGCUUUCCAGCGCUCCGUCGUGAGGUUCCUAGCCAACAGCUCCCAAAUGUGGGAACACAAAGACAAAUUUUAAUUGUAAUCAGCUCCCAAAUGUGUUGAGUGGAGCUGGCACUAAAAUAAGUGUCUUCGCGUAAAGCACAGGGCACCUGAUCACGGCCUUUUGAGGUCGAACAGAUGAUAAACUACAGCUGCUGAUAAACAGCUGCUGGUGAGGAAGAGACAGAUGUCCUUGGAUGUCACCUCGUGAAUGAUAUGGCUGUUUUCACGCGUAAAGGCUGGCUUUCACUAACGACAGAGUCGGAAUCGGAACCGUAAGAGCGCUUAUGACCUUGUGAAACUCAAAAAUCGUAAUCGUAAGCGGAGUUAUAAGCUCGACGGAAUCGGAAUCGGAAGAAUCAGAACGUUUCCAUUUUCUUGCUACUCCGCUUAUUACCCCGUUGCUUCGUUCCGCUUAAGAUCUAGUGAAAACCAAAUUGUCGGAGUCGGAAGCAGAAACGGAAGGAUAAGCCAAUCAUAAUGCUCGUUAAAGCGCUUUGUGAUCGGUUUAGUUCUUCUGCUUCUGCUUGCGACCCCGACGACCCAGUUUUCACUUGAUCGUAAACGACGGAGUCGUAAGCGUAAUGACAAGGCUGUUUCACUAGAUCGCAUAGUUCUUCACGCUUCUGUUUACGACUCCGUCGCUGGCGAAAACCAGCCUUAAGGAACUGGUAAAGCAGUGGGUUGGUAUACGGGUGCUCUGCUUAAGCUAAGAUUUCUCAAAACAGCAAAUGUGAAUUGUGCCAAGGCCUUGGUUUUGGAAAAUAUAUUCUAUAAAUGUAUUUUGCCAAAAGAAUUGGUUUGAUUUCCAGGAUUGAGACGUAGUAAUUUUCAUUCCCUUUGCAGUAACAAUGAAGACUGUGAAGAGUGUGGAGAUUACGUUCGUCGCGUGUUUUCAUUCGUGCCAGGCUCUCUCGCUGCUCUCAGCUUGCUGAUUGUUCUGCUGUUUCCUGCUUCAAAAAAGAUUUUCAAGACAAAAGGUGACAGAGGUUCAUUUUAUUUAACAGGCUAUUUUUGAGUUGCCUCAAGCCUCUGUUUCAAAGCGAAACUAGGUGCGAAGCCAUUGAUAUGAAAAUGAUAAUAUAUUCUCAUGCAAAUAAAACUCAUUUUUAAAACAAAGGUUUUACACUUAGCCUCGUUUUGAAAAGUGAGAGUUUUUGGAACUCAGAAUUGUCCUAUUUUGCCCGUUCGCUUGUAUAGGUUUUAUUAUUUGUCGCUGUAGAAGAGUGUUUAUCCUGAGUUCUUAUUAACAUGGCUCCAAUCAGUGGGAGAGAGGCAGCACAUGUUACCGAAUUCAACUCAAUUACAUUUGGAAGAGGGAGAAUUCUUACACCAGAAAGCUCCUGGUAAGAAUCGAACUCAUGAUCAGGACCCUCCGCGUUCUAGUUUGGAUAGGUACUUUUUCGAUGUAGAGUUACAGUACAAGCUACUGCAGUAUCUUUAUAUUAUACCCUUGGUAGCCUUUAAAAUAAUUGAAAUGACUCAACAAUUAGACAGCAAAGAGUUUCACUUUUGCUUUAAAAUCCUUGAAAAAAAAAACAUGAAAAACAGUGAAGACGAUAUGAGGGUGACCUGUAAAGCCGCUAGUUGUGUGGGCUCCAAUAAGAACAAAAAGACAACAAAAAGAGUUCAGAAAUUUUACUGAAAACAAGGACACUCUUCGCAGUCUUCUAGAUAAUGAGCUUAUAUUGUGAUCAUUGUCUUUAUUUUUUCAGAUUCCCAAACAGAUGCUAGAAUGAAUUGUAGCAAAGACAAUGACGCCUUUAGUAUGGAAUAAGAGUAAAUUAACAUUGUUAAAGUCCAGCGUUCUGAGAGACCUUCUGCAGAGCUCCAUUUCAACCCAUAUAAUCAGCCCUUUAAAAAAAUCAAUUCAAGUUUAAUGUGGAACUCAUUUGGAGUUCUGGGUACAAAUAAGCCCAUAAAAUUAGAAAAUAUACACUUUAGACCCUAAUUAAGGUUCCAAACUAGAGCAAGUUAAUUAUUUUUCUCAACGACAAGGCCUAAAAUUCAGUGUUUAAACACGGGACACCGUAUAUGAAAGAGGUGGGGAUGCUCGUCGUCUCGCUUAGGAGUGUAAAUUUCGUGCACGCGAAAAAAUAUGAAAAUAUAUUUGAUAUGUAUAUGUUUAAUCCUUUUGAUUUACUCCAUUCAUAUAAUCCAAGUUUUCUCAUUUGCAUGUGUUUUAACAUGGUCUCUUUUAAGGGUCAAAAAAGUUUGGGCCACGCCCAGAUCGGUCUCCUUUAGGGGUUUAAUUCAAAAUUUCCGACGAGCAUCCCCGACCCUUUAAUAUGCGGAGUCCCCCUCCGGAAAAUAGGUUUGCUAUGUUAAUUAGAGAACCACAAGACUGAGGCAAUUACAGAAAGCUCCGCGAUCGCUGAAGGAAAUCUGAUACUUCCGAUUGUAAACCUCGAUCAUGCAGAGGGUAAUUUUUUUUUUGCCUGGCAGGUUAUAAAAAUGGUCUCACCAAUUCAGUAUUCAUGCAGUCUUUUGGAAAGGCCGGUGUGAAGGCGUGUUAAGGGGAGAUUUUCCCGCUUGUUAUAAAGUUUAGAUAGCAUUUCUCAAGCAGCGCCGUGCCGCCUCUCUGAGUGCAUGUGUUCAACUGACUGUUAGUUAGACUCAAUGGUUGUCUUUACACUAGGCUGUUACGUAAGAAUUAAGGGCUGCUAAGUUUUCCUUAGGGUGAUUCCUUAAAAAAAGAACCUAACAUAGAUUGUAGAUGAAACUUAGUGCACUGAUGUAACAAGUCAAGAAGAUGAUAAAAAAGUAAUAAAAAUUGGGGGUCACCGUGCUCGUUUUGACGUCACAAUGCUGACCAAUACGGCUAUUUAGGACCCUUUUACAAAAACCGCAGGCAGCACAAAACUAGACAGAAAGGAGAGUUUUUUUUUUCGAUGGUGCAUGUGGUAUCACACAGAAUUUGACUUUAAUGUAUUGUUUAUCCACUUACGUACCAGAAAAAUGCCUUUUAAUGCCCUUGUUUUUACUUUACGCUCCAAAGUAGAAUUAAAUUGGACACGCGCUAUUCGACCCGUCAUAACCCAAUCCGUACAAUUUAGUAAAAUUGCCAAACAACUGAACAUAGAUUUGUGCCAAUUUUUGUCUCAUCGAAAGGAGGCACUGUCCUUAUUAAAAUCAUGAUAUAAAAAAUGGGGUUACGGCACUCGCUUUUGCGGUAGAGCUACAGAAAGUGCGCACCAAAUGCAUUUCCUCCUAUUUUUGAGAGAGGAUUGGAGCGAGUGUCAAAAAUAGAAUGUAUGUGAAAGGGGGAAGAAAGUAUUAAUCCGUUUUUACAGAAUUUACAUCGAGAUAUCACAUUUAGGACUUAAUGUGAUAAAGAAAGCGUUUAAAUGAAAAUCAAAGUGAGUAAGCACAAGUUAAACAUCUACUAUCGAGGUUCUCCGAGAGGAAGUCGGACUCAGCAACACGCGUGCUGCUUACGUUAUGCACAUUCCCAACACAUCGAGUCUCACCUCGGCAAGAAACAACAGCGAGCAAAAAUUCCAAUAGCGUUUCUCUUCAGUCAACUUCAUUUUCAUAUUGUUACUUCACAUGCUCUUUUUUACGGCGGCCAUCUUGUUAUGCGCAGUAAGAGAUGCGCAGUGAAAGACCAGGGAAUCACCUUAACCAAAAAUGCGUGUGUGAAGGCCUAAGUAAAAUCUCAAGUAACUUUACUUUGCAUCUCAUUAAAGUCAGAGAGUUGAAACGAUUCAAGAAAGUUUCAAGCGACUUGAAAACCAUCCUUAAUCAAUCUUAAUUAUGUUGCGUGGGAGAGUAGUCUUAAGUUAACCUGAAGUAAAAAAGAAUCGGUUGUGUGUGAAGCUUUAUUUUACUUGAAGUAAUUAAAAUUUACUUGUCUUGAAAUAUUUCUUAGCUUAUUUAGGCUCUACUAAAGACUACCAAUGUAGUCUUCCAUCUCCCUCUAAUGUAAAUAGUUUCCAAAUUUUGGUUCUCUUUCCUUGAAAUGAUAGAAAUUUGCCGAUUUAUGACCAGUUAGGCAGAGUUUUUAAGUUCUUCGAUCACUGGAAUAACAUAGAAUUGACAAAAACUUAAUGACGUUACAAAUUUCUCGUCGUAUAGUUACUGCCAAUUUAUCUAUUCUUCUCUCAAUGUACAUACUGCCUGGCAAAUAAAAAAUGAACUGUAUUUUCCUCUGGACACUUCCGUAACUCACUUGAUAUUGUAUAACAGUAAUGGAAAUUAGAUUUCCUCUCUUAGGCAAGACUAUAUAGCUAGCAUAACAGGCGCUAUUUUUUAGCGUUUUUUCAGGCAAGGGCAGAUUAUCGCAAGGUGUGCUUGGGAUGGCGUGGGCGAGCGUGCGGGGGUCAGAGCGCCAGACAGGCGCGACAGUGGAAGGCGCAGAUAAAAAAAAAUAACAUAAAUUAAAUAAUAUUAAGAAUGAAUAUUUAAGAUUUUGAUAAUAAUAAACGCCUGAAAACGCCUGUUUUGUAGGCUAGCAAGACUAAUACCAAUUUGUAUCACCAGUGUUACAAAAAUGUAUGCUACUUACAUCAAACGACCAGACCGUACCAUAAACUUACUAGACAAUAUCGGUUUUAUUUUUAAGUUAACAAUCUCUACAGAUGAAUAUAUAUAGGAUUGUGUGGAAUCACCUGCAGACUUACUGGCUUCUAGUUUUUUAUAUUUCUACCAGCCCAUUUAUUUCUAAGCUUGUAAAUGAAAAGGUCUGAGCCACCCCAACAAAACACUGUGUGAAAAAUAUAGCCCAUCAAUUGAUACGAAAUUUACCGACUUAAAAUUGAAGAAUACAAGAGCCGGAUAUAUCCCGUGAUCGAGGAUUUCAGAAACGUGACUUCGUUGCAUGCAUAAUAUGUGGAGCAUUAAAAAAUUGACACGCACGAACUGAGCAUUUUGAAAGUCUUCCUAAUUAUUGCAGUGCUUUAGAGUAUGACUGUGCUGACUGAUCCAUUUUCCAGUAUUAGAACCAGACAGGAAGUUCAUCGAUACAGUGGGAGUAACUGGGAUCACGUACACUUCCUCCAUUCCGAUGUGUAGUGAAGUGACGCCUUUAUUUAUAGAGACCGGUACGAACACUUGACAGUUAUGGUCUAAACUGAUAAAAUUGUGGCCCAAAGGAAGCUGGAGGAAAAAAAAAACGCCCUUCCUUUGUGGAAACAUCUUCUUUGGCAUUCAUUAUAGAUCGAAUUAAACUAUUCUCCCGCUCCACUUUGAAAAGAAAAUAAUGUAAUUUGACAGAAAAAUCACAAAUAAGAUACAGAAGACAUGAUAUACUAGGCAAAUGGAGUUGAAUGUUGAUGACCACGCUGUAGGAUUACGUCAAUGCAAAGUGCUUCUUUAUGGUCAAAGGUACUCAAGCAUUUAUGAUUAUUCGAUCAUACGUUUCAUGAUAAUGUACUUCGAUUACUUCGAUGUGUGGUCCGGGGCUUAGCGCCCUUAUGACUUCUGUUUUUUCUUCACAUUUUAGUGAUAAUUUUAAACACCACUCAUUGCAUUUUCUUCAAGCGAACAUCUUACCGAGAACCCAUUACGUUGCACAAAGCAGAUGCCCUUAAAAUUCUAACUGCAUCAAUUCAUCCAUGACUUCUUGCGUUAUCAAUAAGAAUAAAAGUAUACACCCCUGACCUUGAGCUUAUGUAAAUCUUUUUUCUAAAAGGUGGGUUUAAAAACAUCCCGUCCAGUCAAUGAUGAUGUAAAUUUUGUUAGCCGACGAAGAUUGUAUAUAACUAUUUUGGAUUUCCUGUAACGCUUACAAAUAGCUUUGUUAGCUUUGUGAAUCAGUUUAACUUUCAGAAACGGAAAAACGUUUCAUUUAUUUACCUUGCUGGGUUCUCUUGAAAGGUGAGUACCCAUAUUUUAGUGGAUAUUUUUCCUUUUAUUUUUAUUACCUAAUAACCCACUUCAACUGUUAUAACUAAAAUGAGUAAUUUUUAAAAGCAGUGAUUUGAAUUAUUUUUGGCCUUCGCCUCGGUUUUGAUAUCUCAACUCCAUAUGUUCUGCUACGGUCUUUCCAAGCUUUUCGGGAUCUUCACUACAGUUUCCAAUUGGCUAUGUGAUUCACAAGCAUGUUUGUCCGUUAAUCACUGACAUUUGAUACGGGAUUCGGAAUCAAAGUCGUCGACAUUAAGAUCCAACGACGCGACCUCUACGAGAACGUCGCUUAAAAAGUGAAUUUGCGUUCUUUCAGUCUUUAUCGCAAUUGUUCCUACCCACUGACUUUGUCAAAUCCAGGCGAACCCUCCUGGAGUUGAAUUCCUAGGGACCAUAUUCAAGUUAAGAAAGAGAAAUCAAUUUCGUCGUUGCCUGUUUACGAAGUCCAUAAAGGUGGUGUUACGCGAGACGAUUCGCAACGACGAUUUUCGCGACAACACAUAAGUCAACGUUGCAAUGUUGGAAAAAUGUGGUAGCUAUUCGAAACAACGUGGCAACAAUGUUGCAAUGCUGUGUUGCGCUAAAAUCGUCGUUGCGAAUCGUCUCGUGUAACAUCACCCUAAAAAGCGAAAAAAGGCAUUUUCACGUCGUAGUCAUGCAAAAACGGGCAAAGAAAUGUACAAACAAGGUUAGCGUGUAAUGCACGUGCAAAGUUGUUGUUUUGCUUAAAAAACCUGUUUUUUUUUUUUGAAGGUCUCGUUGUCGUCCGCUUCGUUGGGUCUUAAAGUCCUUAAUAUCUUUCUACAUCAAGAAACUCCUUCUUCAGUGAUACUUUUAAUUCUUGUCUUUCAUUUUAAUAAUUCUCUUACCCCAAUUUCUGGAAGUAAAUGCAACGUAAGGCAAUUUUAGUAGCAAAAUAAAGUGCCUAAUGAUGUAGGAGUUUGACUCAAGUCAGUUGACCAAAAGAUUAGGUUAGACUAAAUUAAAAAGUAGUUUCCAGAACAUCCCUCGUUGAAGUUGAACCUAUACAGGCUGACUGUGUUUAUUCAAUUUGAACUUGAUAAUGGCCUGGAAUUAGACUGAUUCAGAAACUAUUUCUAUUAGAUAAACGACUCUAGUCAUAUAAAUAAAUAGGUGUGGCUUUAUAAAAACGCAGGCUUUAAUACACGAUUCUCGCGUUUUUAUUCUAACCGACAAUAACUAUAAAAAGAUUAACGAAAUAUUUCACAAGGUCAAGUCCUAGGUGCGACCAUUUAGGUUAUGCAUAACCGGCAUAAAGACUGACAACCUAUAAAUAAGAAUUUAUUUGAUUUGACUGUUCUUCGACUCGACCUUAAAACGUUAAAAAUAUCAGUGGAGUUCAGUUGGGUUGUUUGUAAAACUAAACCUCAAGUUAAAAAAAUGCAUGUUUAUCUUUUGUCAGCAAAUUACAAGCAUGGGAAUAUCUAAACUUUGCUGCCAUUAUUCGGAGUCAGGUUUGAACUCUCGAACGCCAUUCUUCCAACGCUUUGCCUGUGGAGUUGGUCACGUGAUGAAUGACAUCACUCGUCAGCUUCUGUUUUCAUUUCGUUUGGUUAUAUUUAUGCAAGUGUUUGGUCUCUCUGCUGCCAAUGCCGGCUGGUUGAUGCUUUACGGACUUUUCAUUGUUGCAGUAUCUUCAGCAAUCUGCGCGUUCCUGAUUGACAACGUCAAAAUUCCAUAUUUGUCCAAGAGGCUUGGAAGAAGGAAGGCAUGGCAUUUGAUAGGCAUUGUGGUGGGUGCAAUUGUCACUCCAUUCUACUUCAGCUCCUGUUUCCUUUGUCAGAGCGAUCAAGGGCAAUGGCAACUGAUGAUAUAUAUCGCAGGUCUUAAUACAAUCUUGUCAUUUUCAUUCGGCAUGAUUGAAAUUAGCCAUCUUUCGAUUAUCCCUGCCAUCGCUAAAGAUCAAAGCGAAGCUGUUGAAUUGAACGCAUGGAGGUAUGGCAUUUUUUUUUUUUAUUUAUCCUCUCAGUAACAUUAAAUUGAAAUUUCUUUUGUAUUAAGGUGGUUUUAAGUUAAGUUGUUCGUCGAUGUUUCAAGUGAACUGAGGAGACACUGGGACUGCGACCAAUGUAAUUGGCUCACCGUUGUUGUGGCACCCCUGCCUAUUAAGCAUUUAAUUAUUACUCACUGUUCAGUAACAGGCGAAGGUAAUAAAAUAAAAUAAAUAAACAUAUAAGUCUGAAAUUUUCUUAUCACAGUUUAUUCGUUUUCUUAAAGGACUGCUUUUUCCUUCUUGAGUGGCAUUGUGACCUUCAUCGUGGCAUGGUUGAUAAUAGGACAAGAUAGCAGCGACCAUAUAUCGGCAGAGAACUCGAUGGACUUUACGGUAUAAAUACUUGGAAUAUUACUUAAACAAUAUAAAUAUAUAUUGCGCGCACGAAAGCACGUUCUUUUAGCUUCUUUUCUCCUUAACAUUUCAGGUUUUGACUUUAAUUCUGGUUGGAAUAAGUCUACUAUUUGCUGUAAUCUUUCACGUUGGAACAAAAGAACCUUCUGAAGAAAGUGUUGGAGAAAUAUCCAAAAACGAACCGGUAAGAUUUGGUAAAUGUUUACCUAAUAACCCACCCUUAAUAUAAAUAUCCGGAACCAGUAAAUAUUAAAUAUUAAUUGUAACUCAGUAACAGCUUUUCCGCGUAACUUAAAUCGGUACGGUUCGGAAGGUGCAUUAUAGAGAACGCAGAGAGUUCCAAACUGUCUUUGGCACUAGGACAAAGCUCGCUUUAGACCAUACGGAGAAGACAAACUAUGAAUUGAAUAAAUGACGUUAUAAUUGUUUAAUAAGAAUAUGAAACUAAGCUAGGAGGGUUAAAUCUAAACUUGCCUUUGGUGCGAUUAUUUUUAAUCUGAAGCUGUUUUCUCCUUUUCUCCUUUUAGAGAAAGUUAUCUUUUAUUUCAUCACACACCGUGGUUAGCGAGAUGAUGUUUCAAGGAAAAGGUAUGAUUAAUUAAUUCAACCCAAAUUUAUCAAGUGUAGCUUCACCAAUUUGGUUUGGACACUCCAAUCACGUUUGGCAUGAUGUAGGGAGUCGUAUCUCCAAACACGGCCAGACGUACCAAUUCGAAAGAAGGAUACUCACAAGCGGUUUAGUAAGGAAAUGUUUCUUGCAAAUGCCUAUUGAUAUGGCACAGCCCAGUUUUUUUUCUUGGAAUAAAUUUCCAGGUUACGCGGCUGUUUGUUGCCUGUUGUCGGUUGCCAACAAUAUACGUUCAACAAAAACAGCGUUUUCAGAUGACGUCACGUCCGCCAUAUUUAUCGUUACAAAACUAUAAAAUGUCAGCCAUGUUGGUGUAUCAAACCAGUCCUUUGACAGUUGAACCUUUUUCUUGCAUAAGAACUUUCUUUUGUUGCAAUAAAUUUGCAUAGUAACAGGUCAUGUGAGUGGAAACGCUUUAUACAGCUAUUUCGAGAAAGGCCGUCCAAAAAUUUGCGCACGCGACAAUCCCGGAAGAUAAUAUGGGAUAUGAUCAAUUCACUGUAGUUCCUAUACAGUAGCUGUCGAACUUAAUUUUUUUGCUUUCCACAAGCACUCGCAAACAUACGUCCAUGGCCUUUCGUGCCAUUCUCUCAAAUUUCGUUGAGGAAUUUGAGUGAACGCAAUGCCACCCACAUUACCUUUCGGGAUUGUCGCCUGCACUUUUUCCGACAUCCUUUCUCGAAAUAGCUGUAUAUUGCAGUAAUUGUAACUGCAGCAGCUUUAAGUUACAAGUUAAUUAAGUUUUUAACAAUUUCAUUUUUCUUCUGCCAAGAUGUGAAUCUUCAAAAGCGAACAAUGCGUGACGCUUUCAUCGAUGGUAUGAAGCCCAAGGCCGAAGGAAAUAAGACAGGCGACACUGAGAAACAACCUUCGAGAAAGCAGAGUUUUCCCAGGCGCUUUAUCCAAGCGCUGUUUUCUAAUGAAGAAAAUGACGAUAAUAUAGCUGGAGAACAAUUACCGGCUGACAUCAAGAGCUUGAAUGAAUCAGCUUCUAAACGCUCAGGCGAGAUAGACGGGUGUUCUUCUUUUAAACCAAAAGAUCAGGGCCAGGAAGAAAUGUUAAAAGGCGUCAAAAGUUUGCCUAAUGAACGAAAAAUAAGUGUUCUUGUGAGUAUAGUUUAUGGAUUGAUAGGAGUUGACCCCGCUACUGAUGAACAGAUGAACGAAGAGUCAAAGAUGGAUACAAACUCUGAGUCACCGGGGAACAUUGUUGGUAAAGUAUUCGGCAUUCAAGAGACAAACAUCGGAAAAGGAGCAACAGAUUUCAAAGCUAACUCUUCAGUUUCUAUCGAGCACCUUGGUGUUGACAAUAAAGGAUAUAAGAGUGAAACAGAAUUGGGUGUUCCUGCGUUACAAAACAACAAGACCAAAACAGUUCCCCGAGUU